UUUGUGAAAUAGUCGUUGAAGAGCAUUGAAAACUCCAAAAAUGAAGUCCUACCUAGUACUGAUUUGUAGCGCUCUUCUUGUUGGAGCGUUCUGUGUUGUAUUCGCUGCACCCAGCGAAAACGCAAAUGCUGGGGAACCUGCUACGGAGCCUGCUCCGGGUCCUUUGAUUUUCCCACCGUACAGCCUUAAUCCUCCAAGAAUUCCAAGGCCAAUUCCCGGCGUAGAGGAAACGUCCGAAAGUAUCAGCGAGUCGAUCUCGGUCAGCGAUUCGUCCUCGGACAGCGAUUCGUCGUCUAGUAGCGAGUCUUCAUCGGAGGAAAAUGAUGGGGGAAAACCUGAAGGACGUACCUUGUUCCUCAUCCUACGCCUAUUGCAAUUGCUACAGAACUCGACCUCUUCGGGCUAGGCUAUAGAGGGUGUGCUCUGCUGACACUAUUAUAUUCGUUUUUCUUUCAAAUUAUUAUUAUAUAUUGUUCAGAUAUUUCAAGAUUUUCAGUUAAUAAAUUAUAUAAUUAUGGAUUGCAUGAUAAA
Molecule: messenger RNA, 531 nt
Organism: Bactrocera tryoni
Lineage: Eukaryota; Metazoa; Arthropoda; Insecta; Diptera; Tephritidae
Product: clumping factor B-like
Exons: 2
Coding region: 41-406 (121 amino acids)
Source: RefSeq, a predicted model, not a curated record